Olea europaea var. sylvestris is the source of this 873-nucleotide messenger RNA. Its product is annotated as putative nuclease HARBI1. The record is from RefSeq and is a predicted model, not a curated record. The coding region runs from base 1 to 873 and encodes 290 amino acids. The transcript has 4 exons. Lineage: Eukaryota; Viridiplantae; Streptophyta; Magnoliopsida; Lamiales; Oleaceae.
AUGGACAUGCAAGCGAUUGUGAUAUAUAAGGACCUUAAGCAUCGUGCACGGCAUCUUCCAAGAGCUCCUCAUACAAAUUGGAAUUCUGAAAGAGAAAUAACACUUACACGAAUGUUUAGCACGAGUAAUACAAUAUGUCGUGAUCUACUUAGGAUGAAAAUAGGUCCAUUUCAAAGAUUAUGUGCUCGUUUGCGAACUUAUGGAUUGGUUGACAUGAGCUUUUACUUUCACAGAGUGUUACACGCUUUUCUUAGACUGUAUAGAGAUGUUGUGAUUAAUGCCACUCCUCAUAACUCACCAUACGAAAAAGAAAAUGAUGUCGUAGGAGCAAUCGAUGAGACACAUAUUGCUGUGUAUGUGCCUUUAGAGGAACAAGGUAAAUAUCGCAAUAGAAAGAAAGUGAUUUUCCAAAAUGUUUUAGUAGCUUGUACAUUUGAUAUGAAAUUUACAUACGUGCUUGCCGGUUGGGAGGGAUCCGCACACGAUGGUCAAUUGUUACGGAGUGAAAUAUUACGCCAAGGACAUAAGCUAACAAUUCAUGUUGGUAAAUAUUAUCUUGUUGACGCUGGCUUCCCAUCAGUUUCGGGUUUUCUUGCACCAUGUCGUAGGACUCGUUAUCAUCGUAGAGAAAUUGAAGGUCAACGUCCUGAAAGUAGUAAGGAGUUGUUCAAUUCUCGACAUUCAUCUCUACGUAAUGUUAUUGAGCGUACAAUUGGUUUGCUGAAAAAAAGAUUUGCAUAUUUGAGACAUCAAUCCUAUCACGACAUUGACACACAAGCAAAGAUAGUCCUUGCCUGUUAUGCCAUCCACAACUUCUUAAGGAUUGAUGACGUAGAAGAUGUUUGUAAGGAGGAUUAUGAUUUAAUCAAUUAA